AACCUUUCCCAGCAUUAUUGUCUUUCCCUGAAAGCCUUGCCUUCUCACAAUAAGUCCAAAGUAAGACGGCCUCAGUUUCAGCAUUUUUGCCUCCAGAGAUAGUUCAGCCUUGAUUUGAUCUAGAAAAAAAAUAUUCUUCACAUACUAGUUCUAAAGUUCAUCCUAGAGACCACCGGUCCUCUGGAACAACCAAGUUUCACCUGCCUGCUGGAAACUCAACAAAGAUGAAACAUAAACAAGGAGCUGCCUUUGUGAGGCCAGCUGAGGGAGAAAGCAGAAGAUGAAAGACCUGGCUGCCAAAGUUUACCACAAGAAUUUGGUCAUGGACCACUCAGGCAGCGGCAAAGACAAUGGACUUUUCAGUGGCUGCGAGACACUCACCUUUUCAGAUACGCGAAGAUUUGUAUCACCUGGGGUCACGGCGUUUGAGAUCAGUGAACCAAAAUCUCAGAAAAAGGUUUCCCCAUGCUGCAUUUGGACGGUGCUUAUAGUGUACCUGAUUCUGCUCACCGCAGGCUUUGGACUGUUGAGCUACGAAGUCUAUACCAUGAAAGAAGAUUCACCUGCAACAGGAAAACAGAUCAGCCCUUUUGACAAUGAUGUUAUGGGGAAAGAAAACUUUUCUCAAAAAAACUCAGAGAAAGAGGAAGAAAAUUGGAUCAGAAAUUUAGAGCAAGAAAUCCAUGUCAUCAAGCUGAGCAAUCAAAUUUUACAUUGGACAAUGGCCAAUGUUACAGAACGACUUGAAAACAAUGAAUUUCAAGGACUGCCAGGACCUCCAGGUUCCAAAGGAGAACGAGGAAUGCCAGGAGCAAAAGGGGACAAUGGCAGCAAAGGAGAGAAAGGCGAAAAAGGAGAUACUGGUUUAAGAGGAAGCAAAGGAGAGCCAGGUCCAAAGGGCAUUGGACUUCCCGGGCCAAAAGGAGAAAUAGGCACUCCAGGACUGAGAGGACUUACAGGCCCCCAAGGAGAAAAGGGUGAAACAGGUAUCGUGGGGCCGAAGGGAUCAAAAGGAGAGCAUGGAUCCCCAGGUAACACAUUACCUAUUUGCUUGCUAGAGAUGGAUGUUACGUUUAGCAUAAUAUGUGCAAAAGGACCUAAGGGGGAUCUGGGACCUACUGGGCCAAAAGGCGAACAAGGACUAAAAGGAGACAUAGGAGAGAAGGGAUCUCAAGGAUUUCCAGGAGUUGCUGGUGUAAAGGGAGCUGUGGGUUUACAAGGACCAGUCGGGAAUAAAGGACAGAAAGGAGAGAUGGGAGAACAAGGUCCCAAAGGUCUGCAGGGCUCCCAGGGGCCUCCUGGUACGCCAGGAAUGAAAGGUAUUAAGGGGCAGGAUGGACUGCCUGGACUUCCUGGAGCAAAAGGUGAACGAGGGCAAAAAGGAGAAGCAAGUAACCUUCGAGGACCACCAGGGCAGAAAGGAGACCAAGGGGAAAAGGGAAGCAAAGGAGACCAAGUCAUCUCAACAAUCCAUUCCUCUAUACGACUUGUUGGAGGAAGCAAAAGAGGCCGAGUUGAGAUUCUGCAUGAUGGAUCCUGGGGCACCAUAUGUGAUGAUGACUGGGACAUAAAAGAUGGAAGAGUGAUCUGCAGAAUGCUGGGAUUUCGCGAUGUGGUUAGUACAUUCACCGCAAAUGCAGGAACUGGAAAUAUCUGGCUGGAUAACGUGAAUUGCUCGGGAAAUGAAGAGACCAUUGUUUCAUGUAGUAAAAACUCGUGGGGUCAACACAAUUGCAACCAUAACGAAGAUGCUGGUGUGGAGUGCGCCUAAAGGAGAAGACUACAGCUGUAAAAACUGUAAAACAAUAGCUAACGUGGAUAAUGGACUUCUUAAUUGAUUUUAAUCUCCCUGCUGUGUUGGGUUCUGAUUAUGUUUAAUUAUAUAACCUACUAAGUAACAGAAUUAGCACAUCACCGCUGGAAGUGUUUACAUAAAAACAUCACCAUUAUAUGGUAUAAAGAUAAAAUGUUGUUCUCCCAUACUGUGUGCUUGUGCCAGCAAUUGUUAUUCAAAUAAACACUUGUGACUUUGUUUAUUAA
This is a messenger RNA of Pogona vitticeps (central bearded dragon), 2040 nucleotides long. NCBI's taxonomy places the organism in Eukaryota, Metazoa, Chordata, Lepidosauria, Squamata, Agamidae. The record is from RefSeq and is a predicted model, not a curated record.